Messenger RNA from Chelonia mydas (Green sea turtle), 4675 nucleotides. RefSeq names its product KDEL endoplasmic reticulum protein retention receptor 3 (gene KDELR3). Gene Ontology annotation, biological process: endoplasmic reticulum to Golgi vesicle-mediated transport; protein retention in ER lumen. Gene Ontology annotation, molecular function: ER lumen protein retrieval receptor activity. The record is from RefSeq and is a predicted model, not a curated record. Bases 500 to 1144 code for a protein of 214 amino acids. Lineage: Eukaryota; Metazoa; Chordata; Testudines; Cheloniidae. The transcript has 5 exons. Gene Ontology annotation, cellular component: membrane; cis-Golgi network; endoplasmic reticulum.
CGCCCUUCCCAUGCAGGCAGCAGCCACGUCACCCAGCCUGCACUGGGACAGCUAAGCAAGCUCAGACUGGGAGGGACAUUCUGGGGGACAAUCCCCUACUUUGCACUGGCACACAGGGGAGGAAGAGGGCCGUAGGCAGAUCAUAGAGUAGGUAGAAAUUGUGUCUGAUAGAACAGAGAUUAAAUAUACCAGGAGGAAGAGCGAGGGGACCAGUUUAUUCUGGAGGUAAGAAUAUCACGGGAGAAAGUUUUUAUACUAGGAAAGAGAGUUUACUCAUCUGCCAGGAGACAGGAACAGGGGACUCCAUACUCACAGAGAAAGAAAGUUUAAUUGGAAGAGAGAGUUUAACUGAUCUGGGACAGGAAAGGGAAAAGAUUCACUGCAGAGUUUUACCAGGUAACAGAGAGAAUCUCUUGGGAGAAACCAAUAGAACUCCCCAAGCCUUCCCUCCUCUUCAAAACUGCACUGAUUCAUUUGCCGCAGGGAAGUUCUUGGAGCAAUGAAUAUAUUCCGGAUCCUGGGAGAUGUCUCCCAUUUGCUGGCUAUGAUCAUAUUGCUGGUCAAGAUCUGGAGAUCCAAGUCCUGUGCUGGUAUCUCCGGGAAGAGCCAGAUCCUUUUCACCCUUGUCUUCACAACCCGCUAUCUUGACCUGUUCACCACCUUCAUCUCAGUCUAUAACACCGUGAUGAAGGUCAUUUUCUUGGUGUGUGCCUACAUCACAGUGUAUAUGAUCUAUGUGAAGUUCCAGAAAACAUUUGACAGAGAGCAUGACUCCUUCCGUCUGGAAUUCCUCUUGGUCCCUGUCACAGGCUUGUCAUUUCUGGAGAACCACAGCUUUACCCCCUUAGAGAUCCUCUGGACUUUCUCCAUCUACCUGGAAUCAGUGGCCAUCCUUCCUCAGCUCUUCAUGAUCAGUAAGACAGGGGAGGCAGAGACCAUCACGACCCACUACCUCUUCUUCCUGGGUCUCUAUCGUGCACUCUACCUUGCCAACUGGAUCUGGCGCUACCACACAGAGAAUUUCUAUGACCAGAUUGCCGUGGUUUCUGGGGUGGUACAGACCAUCUUCUACUGUGAUUUCUUCUAUCUCUACGUCACUAAAGUCCUGAAGGGAAAGAAGCUAAGUCUCCCAAUGCCAGUCUGAAAACAGCACCACACAACACAAGAAGUUCCUGCAGAUGCAGUUCCAAGGUCACAGCUUUCUUCUUCUGCCCCACCAUCGACAAAAAUGGCUCAGCUAAGAAUCUCAACUCAGCGCCAGUAAUAUAGUGAGGCUUGGAUGGCUGAUAAGCUCUUGAUCUGCUUAGGGCUUUUCCUUAAAAUGUCUGCUAGUGUUUUUGCUUAAGUGAAUUUUGUACUGGUGAAUGGUUCUGGCUAGCGACUGAAGUCCUCUAUCCUCAUAGUAGAUCCAGAAGUGCAAGCUUUAUUCUCUCUCCUCUCUUUUCCUCCCCCCAGCCACUUCCAAAAUCUGCCUCAAACCUGACCCUUUAAGGGAUCACCUCAAGGAGUGAAAGUUUGUUUUCCACAGCUAUUUUUCAGUCUUUCCAAGACUGCCAGCUGUAAAACAGUUGCUCAGUUCUUAGCAAACAGGUACCCAAAACACCAAAAAACCACCAGUCGAUUUCAUACUGGGAAACCAGGGGCAGACAGACAACUUGCAAUUACUGCGAUUUGUCUGCAGUGUUCUUGCAGCCAUGUGAUUAAUGACACUUAAGCCACUAUGAACUGGCAAUCAAGAGGUGCAAGUGCCCAUAUCCCAGUCUCUCCAGGCCCUGUAAUAUUUUUAAGGGAACAUCCUUCCAUUAAAACGGCAAGGAUUACAUCUGAAGAUCUUUCAAUAUUGUAAAUAUUCAAACAUUCUGCUCUAAUCAACCCCUUUCAAUCACAGUCCCUGAUGUUCUACAGAUAGCGAGCAUUUUUAUUAAAAUAUAUUUGGUUGCUGACAGACAUGACUAUUCCCUGGAUUAUUUUUUGUUAUAUAAAAGAGGGGUAAGUGGCGAAUGGGGGUAAAACCAUUUACGGUCUAGAAACAAAAAUAAGUGCUCAUAUUUUAUUGACAGUGUUUUUAUUUAUACCUACAAAAGAAAACAAGAUGGUAUCAAAAGGACAAUUUACAAACUAAGAAUAGUAACAUAGCUCUUAGCAUCCUGUCUGAACAUCACAAAUUUAUGAAUCUCUCAAUUCAAGUCUUCGUUAAUACAACAGGAAUGUGUCCAGAGACCAGCAAAGGUGUGAAACAGAGCACUGAUCCCCCACAAAAGCCACUAACCCUUCAGUUGUUGAAGGAGAAAUCCACACAGUACUGUUGUUUCAGGAAGUGGGAAGGGAGGAGAUGCCAGACUCAUUUGACACUCCCACAAACACUUACAGAUUGAGAACAAUGCAAACAUUAAUAGAUGUUAACACUGUAUCAACAAGGGCUCUUUAGCUGGUAUAUGGAACAGAACAGCAAGCACCAGGUGAGACAGGGGGCAGGCACAUGCUACUGUGCAUUCAACAAUCAAGUCGGGCAUGAGAGAGACUGGACUGCAGCUGACAAAGUUACAAUAAAGAAUUGCAAGACCUCAGGAUAGCUGUUUUACAUCUACCCAAGUCCCUGAAGGAAGAAGUGAAAGCUACAGCACACCACAAGGCAGUUUUGGCUUUCCAGAGACCCUUCUUAAAGCCAGCUAGGCAGCGUGUCCCACCCCAUGCCCUUCCACGCCCACAGAAACUCACAAAUGAAGAAUAGCUCCACGCUUGCUUGUGGGGGAGAUAAAAGACAACAGAUCAGUCAGUGCUGGGACAGUAAGAGUUCAUUUGUGGCCAUCACUUAAACACACAAGCACAAACAUUUCUUGCCAAAGUACUAGUUAAUUUUUUAAAAUAGCCUCAACGUAAGAAAGAUGGGGGUGUUAAGGGAGUUAGCUGUCCCCCUGACAUUGUGCUGAUAACCUACCUGUAUGCUGCACACAAACCAUAGAUUCAUCCCACCCCUCAUACUAUGUCCUAAGGGGAAGAUGUCUAAAAAAAAAAGCUUUUUUUAAGCAAGCCCUCUCUCCCACAGCUAUCAAAUGUUCUGCUCUCCUACAGAAGGUCUGGGCUGCCUUUCAGAAGGGUUGAGAUGCCUUGUUUGUGACUACUACAGACUCCCGCAAUAGAAAAUAAAAUCACAACAAACUCUUGUAACACAAGGAUUAUGCCUUGCAACAUCGGUAUAUGGCUCUGAUUUCCUGCCAAGUUAUCCGAAUACAAGAGCAGCCAACUCUCACUAUGAUCUACUGCCCCAGAACCGUCUCCUCAUGGUAAUCACAAAGUAGACACACUUUACUAUUUAAAGGGGAACACCCCCACACCUACCUUAGCCUGUAGAAUAAACAAGAUUGAAUUAAAAUGUUUACUAAAUUUCCACUUUUUUCUAACAUUUCCUAGAAUGCUACCUACCUGCAAGGGCUGAGCUCAAAAGGGACUGCCGGGGCUGGGGAAAUGCCAGGGAAAGCACUAGGCAGUCCAGGGUAUGAAGGAAAAGCAGCUUCAGAAUCAGGACACUAACCAGCUCUCUCCUCACCUCAUGAAGAGGUGUUUCCAGUUGCGCCUCCCCCCACCCCACCAAAUCCCAGUAAGUUUUAAGAGGGAAAACUUUGCUACAUUUCACUCAGCACAGCAGCAUUCUGAACACUCCCCAGGACCAGGUGCUUUGCUCACUAAGAAUAUACACAAACAGUACUGAACAUAAUCUUAAUUCUGGUCAGUGUUUCUAUGCCUUCUACUGAUUAGUUAUCUUGGUGACCCCAGCAAUGGGAAUUUGAGGGCAGAAGCUGAUUUAAGAAGUCAGUAACCAGCUUCCAUCCAUCUGCAGAUUCCAUCCAUUCCUGCAUUUUAACAAUCAUUGGGAAAGUACUUCAAUGGUAAAUAUUUCAAAUAGAUGUUAUAUUUUAACAGAAGUUCUUACAGUGAUUAGAUCUGGGGUUUGAGACACCAAAUGAAAACAGGUUUCUGGUCUCUGACACUGGGGCUUUAUUCCCCUUCUCCUUACCACAGAUCAUAGAACUUACUUCAGAAGGAAGCUGCUGCAAUCAGGAGCUACAAAAAUGCCAACCAGAACAGUUUUACACUAUCUGUGGGGCAACACUCAGAAUGCCUCCAAACUGAGCCAAACAAGCAAGAGUUUUCCUUAGAAGUUUACUUAUGCCAGAGUACAAGCAUCAAUAUUCAGUUAUUUAAAAAAAAAAAAAAAUCUUAAAUCUAGAAAACAAAUGAACACUGCUCCCUUGGAUUUAUUAUGUUAAAGGAAGCGUGCCUUGACUCCCCAGAAUUCCCCACCUCUCAAUACCUCCUGAAAUUAAGUUAGCAUGUUAUAGUACAGAGGCCUCCCCGGGUCUGCAGUAAGUUUUCACACACAAACCUCAGACACCAAAAAGACUGGGCUGGGACUUAUCUGCUUUAUACCUAUUUUCUUUUAAGAGAAAAUAAAAAGUUGUUCCAAUUUCCUCAACAUGCAAGACAACCCCCCCCACCCCCACCCCAAAAAAUUUCCAGUCAAUUGUGUGUGUUUCUCUGUGUGUGUGUAUAGAUAUAUAUAUAUAGUUAAAAACCCACAAGAUAAGUAAUUGUGGACUGGGGGGCCAUUUUUGGUGGGAAGGAGGAAUUGGGAUGGUGAAUGCUAAAUCUAACCUGCUUGAGAAAGACAACAAAG